This is a messenger RNA of Ichthyophthirius multifiliis, 1072 nucleotides long. RefSeq lists its product as hypothetical. The record is from RefSeq and is a predicted model, not a curated record. Lineage: Eukaryota; Ciliophora; Oligohymenophorea; Hymenostomatida. Gene Ontology annotation, molecular function: polyubiquitin modification-dependent protein binding. The transcript has 3 exons. Gene Ontology annotation, cellular component: nucleus; cytosol; proteasome regulatory particle, base subcomplex. The annotation marks the transcript as partial. Gene Ontology annotation, biological process: proteasome-mediated ubiquitin-dependent protein catabolic process.
AAGCUUGUGUAGUAGUUCUUGAUAAUACCGAAUAUGCAAGAAACGGUGAUUAUCCUCCAAACCGUUUCGAAGCUCAAACGGACACAAUUCCUAUAAUAAUAAGUUCUAAGCAGUAACUAAAUCAAGAAAAUUCAGUAGGAAUAAUGACUAUGGGCGGUUAAUAAGUUGAAGUACUUGUAACUCCAAAUAAAGAGGGAAAAGCCACACUUUUUGAAUGCCUUAGCAAUAUCUUAGCUAGCAUUAAAACAUAGGCAAAAUAAGAAUUAAAGAUAUAAGAAGAAGAAAAAUAAUUAAAUGAUAUUGCAAAAUAAUUAAAAAAAAAUAAAGUGAGUGUAGAUGUAAUAAAUAUGUACUAAAACAAUGAAAACUAAGUUUAAAAAUUGCAAAAAUUCAUUGAAACAGUAAAUUCAGGUGAUACAUCUCAUUUUUUAAAUGUAGAAAGUGGACAAAACAUUACUGAUAUUUUGAUUUCCUCUCCUAUUUUGAAUGUUCAUGUUUCUUCUUAAGGAGGAGUUUAAGGCGAGUAAGGAGUUGCUCCUGGUUAAUUUGAUGAAUAUGGUGGGGUUGAUCCUGAAAAAGAUCCUGAAUUAGCGAUGGCAAUUAAAUAAUCAUUAGAUGAAGAAAAAAGAAGAAGAGAAUAAGAAUAAUAACAAUAAUAAUAAUAGUAACCUUAAUAAUAAUUAGAAGAAAAGAAUAUAGUAUAAAAUAAUAAUUAAAUGGAAGAAGAAAGACACUUAUUAGCUGAAGAAGGAGGUGAUAUGGAAGAUGAAGAAGAGUUAUUAAGGAAAGCAAUGGAAGAAUCAAUGAAACCAAAUCCAUUAGCAAAUUAAGAAAACAAAAAAGAGGAUGAAAAAUACAAAGGAGAAGGAGCUGAUUCUUCAGCUUAAAUUUAAAAAAAUCUUUUAGAAAAUCAAGAAUUUAUUGAUGAUUUACUCAAAAUGGUUUAAGAUUAAAAACCUGAAAAGAAAAAAGAUGAUAAAGAUUAGAAAAAAUGAAUGAAUAUAUAUAAUUUUUAUAAUAUAUAAAAUUAUAUAUAUAUUUUAUUAUUAUUUUUCAUUUUAAAUACAUGUCC